AUGGCUUUCAUGCGCCCGCAACUCUUGCACCGAGGCCUUGCCAGCGGCCUUGCCAGCUUGCAGCGGCCCCUCAGCUCCCUCGGCUCGGUUCCAGCGCUUCCAGAGAGGCAGAUUUUCCAGAGCAUUUCGGCUGACUCCGUAAAGGCACUCAGGAGGACACCUGCAGGCGUCUGGCAGGAAGCCGACGCCGCCCUGCCAUGGAAAUCAGGGCCUUCUGCUGGCUUGCGCUUCGUUCUGCCAGGUCCUGAGCUGCCCGAGGAAAGACUCACGGAGUUGGAUGGACGUCUGCAGAAGCCUGCAAUGGAGGCUUUGAACACACGGAAGGAUUUCCGCCGGUGGAAGCGGCGACGAAAGCAGGAUGGUGGUCGGAACCGCCACUUCCGCCUCAAGUACGGCUGUGUAGCCACAAGUUACCAGGUGUCCCGAAGAUCGGGAGCCGAGCGAGAUCCAGUCCUCGUAGAGUGGAAGGGUUUUUUUGUUGCAAUGGCGCAUGCGGAGUGGGACCUGUGGGGCCGCCUGGAGAAGAUAGUUCAGGACGGCAGUUACAUGUCUGCAAACGAGGCACCCAAAGGCCGUGCCACACGAGCGAACUACGACGUCGCAAAAGCACGAAGCCAAAGCACACAACGGACGCGAAAAAGACACCGCUCAGUUCUUGCCAGCGGCGCCAUGGCCUUUGCCAUGGACAGCGGUGGGCAGAAAUCGAAGUCGCACCUCCUGGACGAUUACUACAGAGCGAAAGCUCCGACCGAGAGCCAGGAGGUCGAGACUCGCGUCCAGAAGCUCAUCUCCCUCUCCAGGAGCCGCUCUCCAAGUGCUUUCAAAGAGAAGAAAGAAAGAACCGAGUCCAAGGAUGCGAAGGCCAAGAAGGGCAAGGAGAGCAAACCGAAGGCAGAUGAGGAGGCCCACGUUCUGGGCGCUUGGCUUCAAGAUGAGCACGUCCUGGAGCUCCUAAAGCUGCACGCGGAUGGCAAGAAGAAGGGCCCGCCCGAAAUGUCCCAGACGAAAGCCAAAGACAAGGGCACUGGCAAGACCAUGCCAGCGGAACCAAAGCAUGAUGCCACCAUGGCAAUUCCGAUAGAGUUCACGGCACUGAAGGGCUUGGUCCAGAAAGCCGAUGCUUCCGAGCUCUCCGCGCAGCUGGCGCGCGCGCCCUUGGCCUGGGAGUUCCUCCUGGCCUUCGGAGCAAAGAAGCCCUUCUACAGGUCACACCUCUGCCAAGUGGUCGAGGCCUUGCUGGCACAGCCCAGGUGGCGGGAGGUUUAUGCCAGCAGCCAGGAGCUGCAAGAGAAGGCAGCCGAUCCUGCGCUUCACGCGGACAUCAAGAAGGCCUUGGCUGCGGUGCCAGCUGCGCCUGCCGCCGUGGCCGUGGCCACCAAGAAGGCUGAGAAGCCACGAGCAGGAGGUCCGAGCAAAGAUGUGGAGUGGCCGAGCUGGGAAGUGCUCCAGGAGGUGGUACAAAAGGAGACCUUCAUGGCUGCCAACGAGGAGUUUCGGGUUCUGAGGCUAGCUGUGCUUGCGGCAGAUCCCGUGCAACUGGCCAGUCAGGUGGCGCACGCACCAAUGGUGUGGGAGUUCAUCGCCGGGUUCGCCGCGAAAAAGUCGCACUUCAGGUCCCAGGUGGUGGAAGUGACCAACGCUUUGCGGAAGGAACGUGGCUGGGAUGAAGCCCUCGAGGCUGCCCAGCCUUCCCUGCGCAGCCGCAUCAACGAGUUACCUGAAGCGGCUUCAGCUGUGCGGGGGCAACUGAGUCGUGCCGACCAGUCUCCCGCAGCUUCGGGCGGAGACUCCAGUCUCGGCGAUGUCGGCGAGGAGGAGCACCAGACCCCCUACACAAGUCCUGACUUCCAGUCCCUGGAGGAAAGGCCACAAGUACUGGAAACUCGUAGCACAGAGAGCUUGAUGGUCAGCGGGAAGCAUCGGAUUUGUGACCAGCUUUUCCCAGAGUGCGCAUUGGGGUCCGGCUGCAGGGGCCAAUUCCCGGGACAUGCAAGUGAAGGAAAUAUUCUAUUGCCUGCGCCGCCGCGCCUUGCACGCAUUCAAGGCACGAUGUACCGCCUCGCUGCAUUGUGCCUAGCCCUGGCUGCCGGCGAGGACACCGCGGCGACCCGGCCGGUGGCCUUCAUGACCUUCAAGCCGGCUCAGGGAAGCCAUGGCGAAAACGUGGGCUGCGUGGGAACCUCGCCGGCAGACGUCGGGCCCGCCUACUACGAGGAGUCUUACGGCUGCUCUUCGCUGGACGUGUGCAAGACCAAGUGCAUCUACAACGUGAAGUGUGUAGGCAUCGAGUACAGUGAGGGAGACGACGGCCGCUGCAGGGUCUGGACCCGCCAAGAGGGCAUCGGAGGUACGGUCCCCUUGACGAAUUACGUUUGCCUGCAGUACAGCCACAACUUGCCGGCAGGCGAGUAUUGCUGGAGCUUCUUGCGUGUCGGGGGCAACGGUGGGCCGGGAACACCUGACAAAUACAAGUGCCUCGAGACUGCCAAGCUCGGCGACGGUCGCCGACUUCUCAUGUGA
This is a messenger RNA of Symbiodinium necroappetens, 2520 nucleotides long. Lineage: Eukaryota; Dinophyceae; Suessiales; Symbiodiniaceae. The record is from the annotation of a GenBank genome assembly.